AUGAUUUAUAGAGGUUUUAUUUAGGUGAAUCAGAAUUAGUUGGAACUCCUACUUAAUCAUAAAUUGUUGGGUGAAGUUUUGUAAUUUUGCAACUAAAACAAUAUAAAAGUGGUACCUUAAGGAGGUAAUACAAGUUUUAUAAAAGGAGCAACUUUAGUAUAGAAUGAAUUGAUUGUAAGUCUAAGAAAUAUUGAAACAUAUUAGAAUUAAAACAUCUAUAAUUACAGCAAAAUCUGGAAUCAUAUUAUAAUCUCUGAUUGA
Paramecium pentaurelia is the source of this 261-nucleotide messenger RNA. NCBI's taxonomy places the organism in Eukaryota, Ciliophora, Oligohymenophorea, Peniculida, Parameciidae. The record is from the annotation of a GenBank genome assembly.